Messenger RNA from Zonotrichia leucophrys gambelii, 494 nucleotides. RefSeq names its product bolA family member 1 (gene BOLA1). The record is from RefSeq and is a predicted model, not a curated record. Lineage: Eukaryota; Metazoa; Chordata; Aves; Passeriformes; Passerellidae. Gene Ontology annotation, cellular component: mitochondrion. The transcript has a single exon. The coding region runs from base 65 to 478 and encodes 137 amino acids.
GGGGGUUUCUCUCCCUGCACCCCCCAAUUUCCCAUCUCUCUCUCUCUGUUCCAGCCCAUCCCCGAUGCGGGGUCCCCUCCUCGCCGCCGCGGCCGCUGCCAUGGGUGGCCCGGGCGGUCCCUUAGCCCGCACCAUCCGUGCCAAGCUGACCGCCGCCCUCCAGCCCACGCACCUGGAGGUCCGCGAUGACUCCCCCCGGCACGGGGGCCCCCCCGGAGCCGAGACGCAUUUCGGGGUGCUGGUGGUGAGCGCGCUCUUCGCGGGGCUGUCGCCGCUGCAGCGGCACCGCCUGGUGCACGAGGCGCUGCGGGCCGAGCUGGCCGGGCCCCUGCACGCCCUGCAGGUCACGGCCCGCACCCCCGAGCAGUGGCAGAGCGACCCCCAAAACCCCCCCGCGCCCCCUUGCCUGGGAGGCUCCAAGAGGGAGGAACGGCGCGGGGCUGGGGAGGAGGAGGAGGAGGCGGCGGGGAAGCAGUGACGGCCUGGGAAAGGCC